This is a messenger RNA of Somion occarium, 625 nucleotides long. The record is from the annotation of a GenBank genome assembly. NCBI's taxonomy places the organism in Eukaryota, Fungi, Basidiomycota, Agaricomycetes, Polyporales, Cerrenaceae.
GUCAAAAACCAUGAAGACUCCUGGGAUGCAUUCCAGCAGACGGCGAUGUGUUGCGUAUCCGCGGUGCAGUAUUUAUCUGCGGCCGGAAUCAAAAAAUAUCCGGUCUAUGGAAUCUACACUAGUGGCACUACCGGAGGCGUUAUUCUAGCGUGGCAGUCUGCUUCCUCGCAGAGAACAUAUGUGUUCGAGCACUUCCUCAAGUUCUUUGAUGUUUCGCGUCCCUUGCAUGUAUUUUGGUUUGCAACGUUUCUUCUUCGUCUUCGUGCAAGAGAAGGCACGUGGUUGAAGACGAACAAUCAUACCCAGGACUAUAUGCUUUCUGCGAAUGUGGACUUGCAAAAUAUUGAAUGGAGUCAAAAAUCUCAAAAUACGAAGCGUCGCACGUCCACUGUAGACUGAUUCCAGUGUGUUAUUGGCGUGUUUUUCGCGAUAUCACUGCCUGUAUUCGUUGGUAUCACUUAAAAGUAUCCCUUAGAAUGUGUGCCCCUCGUCUAAGGCUCAGUAAGCAUUUCUCUUCAAAUGACGUCUAUAGGUGUAGCUCGGUCCUGUCUAUAAUUUAGGUACAAAGGAGGGCGAUGUACUAGAAGACAAUAUCAGAUGAACAUGAUGAGUUGAUCUGUGACUG